AUAUAUAUAAACAACUCUCCAUAUUCCAAACCUAUAUUCUCUUUUCAUCUCUCUCACUAUACUUACUACAAACAACAACUAGUCCCUUCAAAAACAAAGCAUCAUUCAGGGUGGUAGUAAUAAAAUGGAAUUUUGGAAGCUUUUUGUUGUUGCAUUAAUGCCAAUUGUUAAGGUUUUGUUGAUUACUGUUCUUGGUAUUUUUCUUGCACUUGAUCGUUUUCAUAUACUCACUACCGAAACUUCAAGGAAAAACUUGAAUACUAUUGUAUUUUUUGUCUUCUCCCCUGCUCUUGUUUGUGGCAGCUUAGCUGAAACAAUAACUUCAAAGAGCUUGCUUACGCUGUGGUUUAUGCCAUUGAAUGUUCUUCUCACAUUUAUAAUUGGAGUUGUUCUUGGACUGGUACUUGUUAAAUUGAUUCGAGUUCCUCAUCAUCUUCAUGGUCUCGUCUUAGGGUGUUGCGCUGCAGGAAAUCUUGGAAAUUUGCCUUUGAUUAUUGUUCCAGCUGUUUGUAAACAAAAAGGAAACCCUUUUGGAGAUGCGGAUAUUUGUCAUAAAAAUGCACUUGGUUAUGCUUCUCUAUCAAUGGCGAUAGGAUCCAUUUACAUUUGGACAAUUGUGUACAACAUUGUGCGUGUAUAUUCAAGCAAAAUUUCGAAUGAAGUUAAAGUCGACGAUUCCAUGAUUACUCCAAAUUCUCCAUUAGAAACUAAUCAAGAAAUUAUUUCAAAAGAUAAAUCACAUACAAAUCAUGUGAAGCAACUUGAAAUUGAAUGCACAACUUCUAUUGAAAGAGUAAAGGUACCAAAAAAUGAAAAGAUUAAGAAACACUUAAAAGUAUUAGUAGAAAAGAUUAACCUCAAAGCACUAUUUGCACCAUCAACAAUUGGAGCAAUUGUUGGUCUAAUAAUUGGCAUAGUUCCUAUAUUUCGAAAACUCUUGAUUGUAAACAAUGCUCCUCUUGCUGUUAUUCAAGACUCUAUAGUCAUGGUAGGGGAUGCAGGUAUUCCUGCAAUGACCUUGUUGGUUGGAGCAAAUCUUAUAAAAGGUUUAACAGGAUUAGGAAAGCAAUUUCCAAUUAUUGUUGGAAUUAUUGUGGUUAGAUUUAUAGCAUUACCAGGAAUUGGUAUUGGAAUUGUUAAAGGUGCUAUUCAUUUUGGAUUGAUCCAUCCUGAUCCAUUGUAUCAAUUUCUUUUGCUGCUUCAAUUUGCACUUCCACCAGCAGUUUCCAUGAGUACAAUUACUCAAUUAUUUGGAGUUAGUGAAGGUGAAUGCUCGGUUAUCAUGUUGGCAACUUAUUCUUGUGCUGCAUUUUCACUUACACUUUGGAGCACUUUUUUUAUGUGGCUAGUACUAUAAUUAUUUUAUAUUGUACCAAUCAUACUCCACUUUUUGGUGUAAUUAGAUUAGAUUUGAUAGUCAUUAGACUCGUAAGAGUUAGACUAUAAAAUCUUAUAUGAAAUGAUUGACUUACAAGUUUAAUGACUAUUUAAACAAGUAUCCAAUCAUAUUUUAAUAUAUUUUACUUUGUUA
This is a messenger RNA of Vicia villosa (hairy vetch), 1531 nucleotides long. Its product is annotated as protein PIN-LIKES 3-like. The coding region runs from base 125 to 1357 and encodes 410 amino acids. Gene Ontology annotation, biological process: endoplasmic reticulum to cytosol auxin transport. The transcript is spliced from 11 exons. Lineage: Eukaryota; Viridiplantae; Streptophyta; Magnoliopsida; Fabales; Fabaceae. The record is from RefSeq and is a predicted model, not a curated record. Gene Ontology annotation, cellular component: membrane.